Messenger RNA from Funneliformis caledonium, 1539 nucleotides. The record is from the annotation of a GenBank genome assembly. Lineage: Eukaryota; Fungi; Glomeromycota; Glomeromycetes; Glomerales; Glomeraceae.
AUGCUUCAAGAACAAAGUCGUAAGAGAGUAGCAAUAAUUGGAAGUGGAAGUGCUGGAAUGGGAGCAGCAUGGUUAUUAUCAGAGCACUCUUCACAUAACGUUACCCUUUACGAGCAAUAUGAUUAUUUGGGAGGUCAUACUCAUACAGUUGAUUUUACAGUUCCUUCUACAAAAUCCUCUGAUUCUCCACUAACAACGCCAGUUGACACUGGAUUUAUAGUAUUUAAUCCUGUUACAUACCCAAACCUUCUUAGAUUCUUUCAAUAUAAGAACGUUGAAUAUAUACCCUCUGAAAUGAGUUUUAGCGUAUCAAGGAAUAAGGGAGAAUUCGAAUGGGCAGGGAAAAAUUUAUUUACAGUCUUUGUACAACCAAAGAAUUUAUUGAACUUGGAAAUGUGGAAAACCGUUUAUGAUAUUAUGAGAUUUAAUUUUCAUGCUACUGAUUUAUUGGAAUUGGAAGAUGAUCAUCCCGAAAAAAAGAUGAAUUUGGGGGAAUAUUUAAAAGUACAUGGUUAUUCUUCGGCAUUCAAAGAUAAUUAUUUGUUACCGAUGACUGCGGCAAUUUGGUCUACUCCACCGGACAAAUGCGCGCUCGACUUCCCUGCAUUGACACUAAUACAGUUUAUGCAUAAUCAUUGUUUGCUUCAAGUGUUGAAUCGUAUUCAAUGGCUUACCGUAAAGAAUGGAAGUCGCAAAUAUGUGGAAACAAUUUCUCCACACAUUCACAAUGUACGCUUAUCGACGAAAGUUACAUCGAUUACACGUAAACCAUAUAUCCCCUCGGAUCCCUCCUCACCACCAAUCAUUACCAUCACAGAUAGCAACGGUAGACGUGACGAGUUUGAUCACGUGAUCUUUACCACACACGCCGAUCAGGCUUUACAGAUUUUGGGCGAUCAAGCUACCGAGGAUGAAAGGCGAAUCUUGGGGAGUGUUCGUUUUAGUCAAAAUCGCGCCGUGCUACAUUCCGAUCUUUCGUUGAUGCCGAUAAAUCGUCUUGCAUUCUCGUCUUGGAAUUACAUUACUAAAUCUACCGAAACUUCCGUUAAUGUUGAGCAAAUUUCCUUAACUUAUGACAUGAACAUUUUACAAUCAAUCGAUAAAUCAGUUUACGGACCUGUCCUUGUAAGCUUGAAUCCUAUUUUCGAACCUGAUCCAUCAAAGGUCGUAGGUUCAUGGUUAUACGAACAUCCACAAUACACACCUGCGACAAUUGCAGCACAAGCUGAAUUACACACGAUUCAAAAUCUUCCAAACCUUGCCACAACAUUUGCAGGAGCCUGGACGAAAUAUGGAUUUCACGAGGAUGGGUUCACUUCAGGGUUAAAAAUUGCCAAGGAAUUUUUGGGUGCUUCAUCACCUUUUGAAAUAAUUGAUGCCACAUAUGUUAGGGGGAAACGAGCCGAUUUAAGUUUUGUAGAGGCUGUACAAAAACGAAUUUGGAUUGGAUUUGAAACAUGUGUGAAUCAUUAUACACAUUUACUUGCCAUAUUGUGUAUAAUGUUGGCAGUGUUGAAGGGUUUCGUCAACUUUUUAUAA